Molecule: messenger RNA, 990 nt
Organism: Populus nigra (black poplar)
Lineage: Eukaryota; Viridiplantae; Streptophyta; Magnoliopsida; Malpighiales; Salicaceae
Product: universal stress protein PHOS34-like
Exons: 4
Coding region: 250-741 (163 amino acids)
Source: RefSeq, a predicted model, not a curated record
UGAUCCAGCUUCAGGGAUUGGAUGGUCACCCGUUCCAAUCAUGGUUUUGUCCUAGCUCGUGUCCCUCCUAGGCCAUUUAUUAAAUGCUCAUAGUAAAUCACUAAUUGUAAAUCAUCUCUACUUGGGAUUUUCUGAAGGUUGCUGUAAAUCACCAAUCCAAGAGAAGUCAACUAUAGUUCUGCAACUUAAUUCUCGAUAUAAACAGAGAAGAGGGACGGACGGACGGACGGACAAAUAGCAGUAUCAGACAUGGCAACCUUAGAAGAGAAGCAAGUAAUGGUUGUUGGGAUUGAUGAUAGCCAGCACAGUACAUACGCUUUAGAGUGGACAUUUGAUCACUUCUUCACUCCCCCUCUGGCUUCCAAUUCACCUUUCAAGGUCGUUGUUGUCCAUGCCCAAACUCCCGCUACCUCCGUCGUCGCCAGUCUUGCUGAACCUGGGAUUGCUGAAGUUUCGCCACAAGUGAAAUCGGACUUGAAGAAGAUAGCUGCAAGAGACAUCGAAAAGGCUAAGGAAAUUUGCAUCAGUAAAUCGGUGAGUGAUGUGAUCUUUGAAGUGGUGGAAGGUGAUCCUAGAAAUGUUCUUUGCGAGGCUGUAGAGAAGCACCAUGCUUCAGUGCUCGUUGUAGGAAGUCAUGGUUAUGGAGCUAUUAAAAGGGCAGUUUUAGGUAGCGUGAGUGACUAUUGCGUUCAUAAUGCUCGCUGCACUGUGAUGAUAGUGAAGAGGCCUAAGAUGCCUUGACUGCUUUCUGAGUUGACAAUAUUAUUGAAAAACAUGUAAUAUAUUCCUGUCGUCAAAAAAACAUGAUGGAAUCUACAGUCAGUUCCAGAUCCGAGCAAUUCUCAUGCUGCAUAGAAUUGUGAUAGGAGUAUUUUGUGUACACUAGUGCUAGAACUUGCUAUGUAUCCAUGUUUACUUGUAGAAAGAAAACCCGCACCACCAUCUUCAAGUUCAAUUGAUAAUUGAUUCUUGGAUUGAUUACAACAUCUA